GAAUUCACUUCAAUCAAAAAAACCUAAUCUUCUAUUCACUUUGACGACAAUCACUCUACGCUUCUCUGUGGUUCACCUCUUGUAGUUUGUGCUGUCAGUUUAGAAUUUUAAAUUUGGUCAUUGUGUGCAGUUGUUAUUUUUUGUCAAGUAAUGCUUUGUUUUAUUGGAUCUCUAACUCAGAGUGCUUGGAGAAAUUAAUGCAAUGGCAGCCAGUAGCAAAUUUGAUCCAUCUUCUGGUAAUACUGAUAGGCCAACUUACCCUAGCAUGCAGCGUGGGAUGUACACAGCUGGUUCUCUGGACAGAUCAGGUAGCUUCCGUGAGGGCAUGGAUAAUCGAAUCCUUUCAACAUUACCUAGUAUGUCAAGAAGUUCUUCAGUAACUCAAGGGGAUGUGAUGAAUUUCUUCCAUGGCUUGCCUUUCAAUACAAAAUUGAUGGCACCAGACCAUAGGUUUCCCAGACAAGGGGAAGUUAAAAGAAUCAUUACUUCUGCCCUUGGUGUUUCAGUAGAUGAUCCUCCAUCUCUAUCUUUAAAUGGCAAGCCAUCACCUGCCUCCUCACUCGAGGAGCUCAAAAAGGUGAAGAUUAAUAUCAGUGAGAGUUCCAACAGGGCAAGGGAACGAGUGAAAUCCUUGGAAGAAAUUCUAUCCAAAUUUGACAAGUCCUUCCCAAGCAUCUCAGCAAGGAAGCGAUCUCGAGUAGAUAUCUCAUUGAGUGACCGAUCCACUGCAUCAUUACCAUGUGAUCGAGCAGUCCUUGGAGGAAACAUGGCUAAGUUGGGAACCCAGAAUCAUGUGAUGACAAGUAAUUUUGAUAUUGAUCCACAGAAGCUAGAAGAAAGAAGUCAAAAAACCAAAGGUGCUGUACCUAAUAGACGAAUCCGGACCUCUAUGGUGGAUGUGCGGAUGGAUGUGCGGGCUAAUGAUAUUGGCAGGCCACCUGUGGCCCUGGAUAAGGAUAAAGAAACAUUCAGAUUUGCCAAUAACGGUGCAGUGCCAUCUGAAGAAAAAGAUCGGACAUUAACUAUUGGUGUGGAUGGUUGGGAAAAGUCAAAGAUGAGAAAGAAACGCUCUGGGAUAAAGUCGGAUGCUUCUACAGGUACAGUGCUGGCAAAACAUGUAGAUGGAGAUCGGGAAUCCAAAUGGACCGUGCAGCAAAGGCUUCUUACUGAUGUGCGACCAAAGCUGAGUAAUGCUCAUGGUUUCAGGUCUUCCCCUGCUAUUGGAGCCUCUGGAGGUGGAAAAGUAGAUAUGACCUCUCAACAAAAUGGCCUUGGAUUUCGUUCUUCCUCUGCUCGGACUGAUCAGGAUAAUGGCUCCCUUCCCAAUGAUAGAAGGGAUCGCGCUCUUGGUUCUGAAAAGGAAAGGAUCAAUCUCAAAUCUGUUAAUAGACCAAAUGUGCAUGAAGAUAUUGUUAGUUCAGGUGGUCCCACUUCAAUUACAAAAUUGACUGCAUCUGCCAGGGCACCACGAUCAGGUUCGUGUAUGAUACCCAAGUCGUCCCCUAGUGCCCAUCGAGCAAUUGGAGUUCCUGAUGAAUGGGAGCUUUCACAAUGUAUGAACAAGGUCCCAGCUGUUGUUGGGGCUAGCAAUAGGAAACGCCCCCCAUCAACUCGUUCUUCAUCACCACCUGUAGCACAAUGGGCUGGGCAAAGGGCACAAAAGAUGUCUCGUGGUGCACGAAGAACAAAUCUUGUUCAUCCUGUUCCAGUCCAGGAUGAGACCCCAACUUCAGAUACAGUAUCCCAUGCUGCUGGUAAUGGAAAUGGACUGGGACUCCCAAGACGCUUGUCCAGUAAUGCUUCUCAGCAAGUUAAAGUAAAAGGUGACCUUUUGUCUUCAGUUGCAUUAUCAGAAAGUGAAGAGUCAGGAGUUGCUGAAACCAAAUCCAGAGACAAGGGAAAAAAGUCUGGUGAGACAGAGGAGAGAACUGGACAGAAUGUUCAAAAGGUUUCUACUCUAGUAUUGCCAUCAAGAAAGAAUAAGGUAUCCAAUAAUGAAGAACUUGGAGAUGGCCUUCGGAAACAAGAAAGAACUGCACGGGGUUUCACUUCAACAAGGUCUAGCAUGCCAAUGACAGAUGAGAAGCUUGACAAUGUGGUCACUGCAAAACAGCUCAGGAGUACAAGGCUUGGUCUUGAAAAGACUGACAGUAAAGCAGGCCGUCCACCUACUAAGAAGCUGUCUGACCGUAAGGCAUAUAAAAGACCCAGACUUGCCGUGAAUGGUGGAGCUUCUAAUUUUCAUGGAGAACUGGAUGAUGGUCAUGAAGAACUAAUGGCUGCCGCAAAAGCUGCUAUAAAUCCCACCCAUGCUUGUUCCAAUUCAUUCUGGAGACAAAUGGAGCCACUCUUUGGUUUUGUGUUAGCUGAAGAUGUUGUUUAUUUGAAGCAGCAAAUUUCCCGUAUCAAUAAAUCUGCCAUGGAUAUGAAUGUCAAUCCUGGUCAAAACUUGAAGGUUGAUUUUGGAAUUAGUUUGCUGGAACCAACUAUGAGUGCUGUUGGUCAAGAUGAUUGUGGUGCUGUCCUGAAUGGACUUGGAUCGAUUGAAUGUGAGAGAGAUAAGGAGCUCACAAGUGAAAUAAAGCCCGAUGAAUAUUUGUCAGAGCAGUUAUUUUCGGGAAAAGAUCAUAAUGUGAUUCCACUAUGCGAAAGGCUCAUUGCAGCUCUAAUUUCGGAGGAAGAGGAUGAAGGAUUUUGUUCUAGAGGAGAUGAAGACCUCAAUUUCAAUAUAUAUGGAACUAGCUCUGAGCUGGAUGAAGAGUUCAAAUCCAACAGUACUGAAUUGGGAAACUUUCAAACAGUUGCCCGAGCUACUUCAAAUGGCUAUAGGAUAAGGGCCACUCGGAGAUGCCAUGACCAGAUGGAACAUGGUGACCUGGGAGAUGUUGAUGUACUGGCAGAUACAACUUCUGGAAUAGUCUCAAACUUCCGACAUUCUUUAAAUGGCCUCCAACCAGACCACGCAGUGAUGCCUGUCAAGGCUUGUUCAGAACUUCAGUAUGAGAAGAUGACCUUGAAUGAACGGCUUCUACUAGAGCUUCAGAGCAUUGGCAUUUUCCCUGAACCAGUGCCUGACUUAGCACCGCGAGAAGAUGAUGAGAUCAGUGAUGAAAUUAGCACACACCGGGAGAAACUUCAAGAUCUGGUUAACAAGAAGAAGACAUUACUUCUUGGGCUGGAAAGUUGUGUCUCAAAGGAGAGAGAAUCCCAAGAAAGAGAGAUUGAGCGUAACGCCCUUGACAAACUUGUUGGUAUGGCUUAUGACAAAUAUAUGGCUUGUUGGGGCCCUAAUGCAUCUGGUGGAAGGGGUUCAAGUGGCAAAAUGGCUAAGCUUGCUGCCUUAUCUUUUGUUAAACGAACACUAGAACGAUGCCAGAAUUAUGAAGAUGCCGGCAAGAGCUGCUUUAACGAGCUUGUAUUCAAAGAUUUGUUUCAUUCUGUGACUUCCUGCCCCAAUGAUGCAGAAUUCAUAGAUACAAGGACUGGGGGGGAACCUGCCAAUCCUUGUGCUGAUACUCAUUCCCUAUAUUCAGAAGUUAGGGUUUCAGAUUCUGUGGGUUUGCAUCAGACCCCUUCUGCAACUUCACGCUUAAGGCAGAACUUAGAUGCCUGUGAGAAGAAUCCUUGUGAUGUGUUUGGGUCUGGAAAUCACUUAUCUGAAUCAACUACUGGUAAAGAAGAAACAUGGAUGAGUAGGGCCAAAAAGAGGGAGCUAUUGCUGGAUGAACUUGUCGGCGGGCCUGGUGGUUCUUCUCUGAGAGCACCAUCAGUUGUUGGGAGUGCUCGUGUAAGCGGUACAAAAGGAAAGAGGAGUGAGAGAGAGAAGGAGGGAAAGGGGCACAACAGAGAUAUGUCCUCUAGAAAUGGCAUUGGUAAAAUUGGUCGACCAUCUUUAGGCAAUGUCAAAGGCGAAAGGAAGGCGAAAACAAAGCCUAAGCAGAAGACAACUCAUUUAUCUGCUUCUGCCAAUGGUCUUCUUGGUAAGGCUUCAGAGCCACCAAAAGCUGUAUUGCCUCCAGUCCCGAAAUCGUGUGAGAUGGCCAGUGAUAGCAAUAUCAAAAAAAAUGACGAGUUGGCUUUGGAGACUUUGAAUGACACUGAAGGCAUUGAUUUUUCAAACCUGCAGCUACCUGGAAUGGAUGUACUUGGUGGGCAAGGCCAAGAUCUUGGUUCAUGGUUGAAUAUUGAUGAUGAUGGAUUGCAAGACGAUGAUAUUAUGGGCCUUGAGAUUCCAAUGGAUGAUCUUUUCGACGUAAACAUGAUCAUGUAAAUUGCCCUCUGUAUAUUUUUGUGAAAUAUACAAAGAUAAUAUAUACCAUUCAAACAAAGUAUAGGUACCAUUGUAAAGAAAAGUUUGGUUACAUUGAUGGCCAUUUUUGCAGCCA
Telopea speciosissima is the source of this 4385-nucleotide messenger RNA. RefSeq lists its product as uncharacterized. Bases 203 to 4270 code for a protein of 1355 amino acids. The transcript has 16 exons. Lineage: Eukaryota; Viridiplantae; Streptophyta; Magnoliopsida; Proteales; Proteaceae. The record is from RefSeq and is a predicted model, not a curated record.